Molecule: messenger RNA, 892 nt
Organism: Mesorhabditis belari
Lineage: Eukaryota; Metazoa; Nematoda; Chromadorea; Rhabditida; Rhabditidae
Source: the annotation of a GenBank genome assembly
AGGCUCGAGGGUUUGGGAUGGAAGUACAUUUGAUGCCUCAAAUCAUUUACAAGACAAGAAACCAAUUGCCGAGCCGACAUUAUUGAUGACAAGAUUCGAUGGGAACACUCCGGUGCUCGUUGAGGCACUUGGAGGAAAUCAAUUCUACCUUCCUCAUGGUGUCUUUGUCGAUGUUGAUGGCUACAUAUAUACAACGGAUGUUGGAGCGCAUACGGUCACAAAAUGGAAGAAAAACGGAAAAAAACUCGAUCUUGUUUGGCGUUUUGGAGAGGAAUUUGUACCGGGCAGCGAUCAUGGACAUCUUUGUAAACCGACUGGAGUGACGAAGAAUGGAGAUCGCAUCUUCAUCUCUGAUGGUUACUGCAACGCGCGAGUGGUCGAGCUGACAGCUGACGGGAAAUACAAGGCUCAAUUCGGCGCUCGGGUACAGGCGAAGGGCAAUUCCAGCUACCGCACGAUCUUGUCCUUUCACCGAAGAAAACCCUUCUUGUCGCUGAUCGACAAAACGGAAGAGUACAGGAACUCAACAUGGAAGGCCUUGUUCAAUCAAGUCUCCCCCGACGGGAAUCACAUCUUCAUCGGUGACAUCAGCGAGAAAGGCGCCACUUUGUGGAAGUUUCGGAUUCAACACGAUUCUUCAACAGAAAGUCAUACAUUGUCUGGAGCAACCUACUACGAGAAAGCGUCGGCAGCAUAUGGGGCGAUCAAGAAUAAAGCCUCAACAGCUCCACUCACAUUGACGUUUUUCUUGCUUCUCGGAGUAGUUGCUGGUGGGAUUUACGUGUGGAUGAAGAAAGGUCGACGGAGAGCAAAUCCGCAAAAUGCGUUUGAUCGAAAGGGCUUCAAACGUCUCAAAUCCGAGAGGACACGUAGUAGUUUUCUUCACAAGGGA